ACCGCCCACAUCCCUGGGAAGAGUUCCAGGCGGUGAGCUGUGUGGUUAGAGUCUGCGUCCCGGACUGGGUAGUGAGAGUAAACAUGAAGGGUCCCUGCGAAGUUCAGAAGAAUGAAGAUCAAGAGGGAGAAGCUGCGGCCACUGGGCCUCAGGCAGAGACCCUGGAGGCCGAAAGGUCCUGGACUGCAGAUUCACACUCUGCUCUGGAAGCAGAAGGCACCCAUGGGCUUGGAGAACGGGUCAUGGCUACCCUCUAUCUGAAGUCUUGCCGGGCCAAUAGUGUUGUGCCAGUUUCUUGUCUUCUGCGCCAAGAGGGUGCCUCUGAAUUGAACCUUCGGCACCGUGGCCUGGGGCCCCAGGGGGUCCGGGCAUUGGCUUCCGUAUUGACCUCUAAUCCCUACAUCAAGCGUCUGGAUCUUCGGGACAAUGGGCUCUGUGGUGCUGGAGCAGAGGCUCUGGCUGAUGUCCUGCGUAAGAACAGCAUUAUCUCUGAUGUGGACCUGUCAGAGAAUCAGAUUGGAGCUGCAGGGCUCCAGGCGAUCUGCACUGCCCUUGCCUUAAACCCAACUGUUGAGAAGAUGCAGCUGCAAGGGAACAGGCUGGAGGAACAAGCAGCCCAGCACCUCGCUGCUCUUCUGCUGCAUCACAGGGGCCUGAAAUCUCUAGACCUCAGCUAUAAUCAGCUCAAUGACCUGGCAGGAGAGAUACUUGGACCUGCUGUGGCAGAAAACACAGGACUCACAGAGCUUAACCUCAGUUGGAAUCACCUGCGAGGUCUGGGAGCCACCGCGUUUGCCCGAGGCCUGGAGGCAAAUAUAUUCUUGAAAGUCCUAGACAUCUCUCAUAAUGGCUUUGGAGACUCUGGUGCCAGUGCGAUUGGUGAUGCCCUCAGGGUCAACAAUGUUUUAGAAGAACUGAAUAUGAGGAACAACCGAAUCUCCGUGUCAGGAGCCCUGAAGUUGGGAUUGGGUCUGCAAGUCAAUCAGACGCUGCGGAUUCUUAUUAUUUCCAAGAAUCCUAUUCGCAGUGACGGCUGUGUUGGCCUCCUUAAGUCUGUCCGGAACAACAAAUCAUCUGCCCUAGAACUGCUGGAUGUGUCUGUAAGAGCUUCUUGCUAGCCUCAUCCGGGAGCUGCCAGAGGCUCUCACCAUUCCUGCCUGUCUGCUGCUAUGAUCUCCGCGUGAUGGUCAUGAACUCUAAGCCUCCAGAACCGUGAGUUCCAAUUAAAUGUUUUCUUUAUAAGUUGCCAUGAUCAUGGUGCUAUUUCACAGCAAUAGAGAAGCAACUAAGACACCAAAGCUCACAAAGGGUACAAGGCCACAGUGCAAGUGACAUUAUGAUGACAUGGGAUCUUUAAGAUAGAACUAUUUGUUAGCGCACAUGUCGGGGAACAAUCCCUGAUAUCUGCAUUUCUGGUAUAGUGGAGACAACCUAACUGUAGCUGUAAGAAUGUUUAAGCAUAAACAUUUUGGGCUAGGCAACUGUGGCAAAACAAGGUCUGGUUUAGCUAGUUCACGGCUGGGGGAAGGGCACAAAUGAGGCAGGGGAUUGCUCCAGAGAAUUCUUGGCAACAUAGUGACAUCCUAUAGCCAAAAUAAUUAUAUAAUUUUUUAGGUUUAUCUGUUUUUAUUAUGAGUAUUUUUCCUGCAUGUAUGUAUGUAGGUUCACUGUCUGCAUGCCUGGAGCCCAGAGGCCAGAAGAAGGCACCAUAUACUGGAGUUACCAACUCUUGUAAGCUGCUAUGUGGUGCUGAGAAUCAAAUUUAUGUCCUCAGCAAAAGCAGCAAGCACUGUUUUGUUUUGUUUUGUUUUGUUUUGUUUAUCGAGACAGGGUUUCUCUGUAUAGCCCUGGCUGUCCUGGAACUCACUCUGUAGACCAGGCUGGCCUCGAACUCAGAGAUCUGCCUGCCUCUGCCUCCCAAGUGCUGGGAUUAAAGGCAUGCGCUACCAUGCCUGGCAGCAGCAAGCACUCUUACCUGCUCAGCCAUCCCUAGUCUUCCCUUAUUUUAUACUUUAAAGGAUUUUCAACCUUGUCUUAAUAAACAUACAAACAAAAAACACUUAAAAUUGGAAGCCUGGGAUGAGCUGAUAAAACUGUAGGAAGGGCUUACAUGAGGCUGGAGAGAUGGCUCAGCAGAUGAGAGCACUUAUUGGUCUUACAGAGGACCCAAGUUCAAUCCCUAGCACCUACACGGUGGUUCACAACCAUCCAUAACUCUAAUCCCAGGGAGUCUAAUGCCAUUUUCCAGACAUGGAUGUGGUGAACAGAUAUACAUGCAAUGAAAAAACUCAUGCAUACAUAAUAAUAAAAUAAGGAAGAGGAACAUGCUUACAUGAGACUGCAUCAGCACUGUUCUCUUCAACGCAUUGCUUUAAUAACUUAAUGGUUCAAUUCCAGCACUUGGAGGCAGGUAUAAAAGUGCACAGUUCAGAAUGAGUUCAAGGCUGUCAUCAACCAUAUAGCGAGCAUGAGGCCUGACUACACUACUCGAGACCUUGUCUCCAAAUGCAAACAAAUGAAAACAAACAACAAAAUUGAAUCAAAAGCUACACAUAGAUUAAAUAGAGUUAUCAAAAAGCAUACCCUCAUGUGAGUAAGCCAGAUCAAGAAGUCGAACACACCUGUCUUAAUUAUUUUUGUAUUGCUUAAAAACAUAAUGACCAAGGCAACUUAUAAAAAGCAAACAUUUAAUUUUGGACUCAUGGCUUCAGACAGUGAGAGACAGUGAGUCCAUGACCGCCAUGGCAGGGAGCAUGGCAGCAGGUAGGCAGGCAUGAUGCUGGAGCAGUUGCUGAGAGCUCACAUCCUUGUGCAUAAGUGUGAAGCAUGGAGAGAGCUAACUGGUUAUAGUGUGGGAUUUUGAAAACCCAACUCCCCAUCCCCUAGUGAUACAACUCCUCCAAAAAAGCUAGACCUUCCUAAUCCUUUACCAAACAAUUCAACCAACUGGGGAUCAAAUAUGCAAGUAUAUGAGCCUCCAAGGGUCACUCUUAACUUUCCUAUUUUAAUAGUUGGGGGAGGGGGGUCAUGAGAUUAUCAUCCACAAGAGAGAAAAUACCUGAAAGAGCUUCUCUGAGCCCUGGGAAUGCAAAUGAGAACAAUCAAAUCCUCAGAAGGACUAUAACCAUGUUUCAAU
This is a messenger RNA of Mus musculus (house mouse), 3136 nucleotides long. RefSeq names its product leucine rich repeat containing 74B (gene Lrrc74b). The transcript has 9 exons. The record is from RefSeq and is a predicted model, not a curated record. Lineage: Eukaryota; Metazoa; Chordata; Mammalia; Rodentia; Muridae. The coding region runs from base 84 to 1118 and encodes 344 amino acids.